Messenger RNA from Cetraspora pellucida, 327 nucleotides. The record is from the annotation of a GenBank genome assembly. Lineage: Eukaryota; Fungi; Glomeromycota; Glomeromycetes; Diversisporales; Gigasporaceae.
AUGCCUAAAAUAAACAGAUCACAAAGAGGACCUACAACCCACUUAUUGAAAAACACAACUAAACACUUAAAAACUGCAAUGUGUAUAGAAAAUAUAUCUUUUAAUGACUCUAAAACCAGGUCUAACAUAAUAGAAGAAGAGUGGGUCUCAACUACAGGGACCACUUCUAAUAACCAACUAAACAAGCAGAUAAAAGUCAUUGAUGCAUUUUUAAAUAAUUUAACAGAAGAUGAGAUAAAAAACAAAUCUGAGGUUGAGGAUGAAUUUACUGUAGUUUUUUAUAAGAAAAAUAAAACCAAAAAAUUAACAAAAGCUGCUGCAGCUUAG